Apis laboriosa (Himalayan honeybee) is the source of this 5715-nucleotide messenger RNA. RefSeq lists its product as uncharacterized. Gene Ontology annotation, cellular component: nuclear membrane; rough endoplasmic reticulum membrane. Gene Ontology annotation, biological process: chemotaxis; neuronal signal transduction. Bases 16 to 3519 code for a protein of 1167 amino acids. NCBI's taxonomy places the organism in Eukaryota, Metazoa, Arthropoda, Insecta, Hymenoptera, Apidae. Gene Ontology annotation, molecular function: microtubule binding. The record is from RefSeq and is a predicted model, not a curated record. The transcript is spliced from 4 exons.
CAUCGCGCGUCCAACAUGGCUACCACCAGCAACACGACGACAAGCGCCGGUGAAACGAACGGCAGUAACGUGCCACAGUGGAAAAGAGACUUGAUACAGCGUCGUAGGCAACAAAACAAAGUUCUCGCGAGUAACGGGGCCAGUGUGAAGCUAUGUUCCGCAGUAAUUGGCUCGUCGACGACAACAACGAGUGGAACAACAGAAUUCAUUGAUUCGACCGGUGUCCAAGAACAGUGUAUAGCCGGCAAUGUGUCAUCGAGAACGCGGACGACGAGCAGCGGAGAAGAUAGUGUGAACAUGGUGAAUAUAUCGAGUGUUAACGGUAGUAGUGGUGGAAGCGCCAUAGCUGGUGUCGUAUCAUCUUCGCCGUUUUUCUCAAGAGGACCGGCGUGUGGCGCCAUCGUCAGCAGCGGAACAACCGCCACUACGGACGUUGCCUCGACAGUCGCGUGCAACAUGCGUCUCGAAGUGGAUCUUUCGUUCUGCUCCGACUCGGAGGAUGUUGCGAACGAUAUGAUGAGUAAGUCGUCGACGGACAUGGAACGAAAAUCGGAACAAGGUGACGGUUUGGAAAUCGAAGAAUCCAAGCAGGACGGGAAAGGCAGUGAUUUGUUGUCAAAUUGCGACGAGCAUCGUGGCUGUAGAAGCAACAAAGUGGAGAGAGAUCUUCUUGCGGAUUUGGCGAAAAUGAAAACUGGUAAAAUCGAAACAGAAAUGGCGAGGAAUCGAGAGGCGAGUGACGACGGUGAAAGCGACAGUUCGGAAGAGCUGCAAUACGGACCGGGAAUAGUGAAUAAAUUAAAGAGCAAAUAUCUUAACCUCACUCUCAAAGAGAUGAACAAGAAUCGCGUCUCGGUGCAACGUUUUAGACGCGCAGCGAGUCUCGAGGAUCUUUUGGAUUGUGAUGAGGAACAUGGGGAGAAAAACGUGAGAAAAUACACGAAACGAACGACUAAUGGUGCUGCCGCGAAAACUGACAGGUAUAGAAAUGCUUCCCGCGGCAAUGAAUCGAUGAAACGAGCACGAAGCGUCGAAACGUUACUGAGGUACAAUGGGGCAGAUGAAGUUGGUAGUACCCACGGUAUAUCCCACGGUCGUGCUACCACGACGAAUGGUUUGAAACAGGAACCGGUCAACGAUCAUAUUAUCCUGAUCGAUCGUAACCCGGUGAAAAUAGAAAGUCGAUUGAGCGAGCUGGACAGGCCGAAACCCGUGAACAAACCGAAGAGGAUCAAACCGUUGUUGGCGGAAACGGAAAGGCCGCCCCCGGAUCUAGUCAAGACGACGAUGAGGAUCUUCGAGGGAUCCGCGAGGAAGUUGAAACCAAAAGGCGAAGUUGCCGCGAAAGUGGCCACGUUUAAAACGAUCAACGACACGUUUAAGGCGCAGGCACAGAAGAAGGUAGGGCCGAAACCACCUAUUCAACCUAAACCAUUUGUAAACGGGAAUUCCAGGCCGAUUCCAACUUCCCCGAAGAAGAUCGUGUUGCCGCAGAAACCUACGGCGGAGUUGAUCGAGACUCAGGACGGGCAGGAAGAGUAUCACAUCGAUGGCGUAAUCACGGAUCCCAUAGUGCAGUCUGUGUCCUCGGUGGUCAGCAAAUUCCAGCAGAUCGAGAAGUCGCAUUCCCCGUCCCCGUCGCCCGAGCCAUCCUUCAAAUUGAAAUUCUCGCCCGCGCCCAGUCCCGAGCCUCAAUUAAGUAAAUUAAAAUCCUCUCUGGAGAUCAGCAUCAAAUCACCGCCCGUAACGCCCGUUCUUUCCCCCAGAAUAUCCUCGCCCAGGUUGCAGAGCCCUUCGUCCCCGAUGAAGGACGCGCUUAGGCAGAGCUCGCCGCGCGUGCACAGCCCGCCAUCCCCGAUGAAGGAUCUGACCAGACAGAAUUCCAGUCCCGUCCACAAACCGCCUCCGAGUCCUAGCAGGGAGUUGUUCAGACAAACGUCCAUGCCCGACAAUGGAAAGCUGUCGCGGCAGCAACAAAUCGAGGAGAAUGGGAACAUAGUGAGCAUCGUGGAACAUCCUAGGCAGCAACAGCCUACGGAGAGGAUACAGAGUCCGACUGAACGAGAGAAGAUUGAGGAUAAGUCGCCGAUCGACAACGCGAAUCACAGCGACGAUGAGCACGAGCGAGAGGAAAUGGAUGGCCCGAAGACGAUCUCGAAAACGGCGUUGGAGAAUAUCGCGAGAACCGGCGUCACCAUGCAAUUUUGCUUUAGCGAUAAACCGAUAUCCAAUAAGAGUUACUUGCCUGGAUUCAAACAGAAUGGGCAGAAACCAAUGGACGAGCAAAAUCAACCGGACACACGAACAGAAACGAAGUUGUCGUCGCUAGAAUCCCGGGGCAAGUCGUUUUUGUCCGGAGGUUCCGCGAACGUUGUAACGGAUCAAGAGACAGUCUCCAGGCUGCAAGAGAGAUUAGAGUUGGACAACAAGAACGACAGGAAGAACGAGGAUGUUAAGGAGGAGACGGAGACCAAAGCGAACGUUGAAACGAAACCAAUCGGUGCUAUCUGCAGUCUGGGUUUGAUCAAGUCCUCGACCAACAGUUCGUAUCCGCAGGGAAACGAGUCGAAGACGAUAAGAUGCCAAAAGACCGAGUCCCCUCCCCAGAAACAGAUAGGGAUAAUCAGACCUCUCGUAUCCACCAAGACGCAACAUCCUCAGCAAAAUCUGAGCAAUCGAGAGUUGGAGAAGAAUCUGAUCAAUCGAGUGAAGAGCAUAGAACAACCAACCAAAGUAGUGGUUAGCUUGAAGAGCGCGGACGAAAUUCAACCUGCUAAAAAGUCGAAUUCAGGUGGCGCCGGAUUAUGGGAGACGAAACCUUGGAACCAGCAAAACAAUACCAUGGUGUUCAAUUUCAGUAACCGGAAGGAGGUACCCGAUUAUAUCGAGAACGAUGGACUCAUCAUUAAGAAGAAACGGGAGAAGCCGAAGGUCGGCGACGGUGGUAUCAUAGUCUUGGACGCCACGUUGGACGCGUCGACGACAGACGAUGGUGAAUGGGAGCUCAGCGGUGGUCCACCGUCCCCUUGCGACGUGUCGUUCUGCAACGACAAUGUUCUCAUCAAUGGACGCAGUAAUCUCUCGAGGACACCGAGAAAUCACAAGCAUCGAAUACAAUUUGAUGACACGGCUACCCGUACCUUCGAAUAUCCAAGCGAGGCAUCGAUGCUGGAGGGUGAGAGUAAUGUGGAUGGUGAAACUUCCGGUUCCGUCGAGCAAUCAACUCCGAUCAGUAAUAAAACGUCCUCGACCAAUUCGGCUACCAGCAUGUCAACCCUACUCGGUGGUAGUGGUGGCCUAGCCAAUUACACUCCUAGCAAAGUCGAUUUGACGUCAGAAGGAUUCGAAUUGGGUGUAACCAGAGCGAUGUCUUCGAACUUGGUGGCAACUUCGACAUCAUCGUGCCCGGUAACCACGACAACAUCUCAAUCAGAGAACGAAACCGAAGUGGAUUACCUGAAACCAGCUCAAGACGCGGGUGCAUGGGGUUCUGAAACAACCGGUGAUCUGCUCUAUUGACGCGACUGAAAAAAGCCGAGGAAAAUACGCGUGAAGCGAGAAAUAUAUUGCUAAAAGCUCAAAGCUCUCGAAUUAGAGCGAGGAAUCUAAAAAUUCCGACUAAUUACUCAGAAGACUAAUUGCAAAAAAAAAAAAAGAAAAAAAAGAAUUUUUCUUUCCUUUUUUUCGUAGGGACGAAAGGAAGAGUCUUUUAUAGAGAAGCGAAUGAUUAUUAUAGGAAAAGAAAAAAAAAAUAAUGUUCGAGGUUUUUUCAAGCGCUCUCGAACGAACGUCAACGUGACGAUUGCUCACCUUACCAUUAUAAGAGAAACUGUAACUUUUCAAGAAAUGCAUCACGCGACGUGUUCACGAUCGAGAUAAAUUAUAUUUACAUAGGAUAGUUCGGUAUCAUAAGAACUAUGCGCAAUACUUUUUCAAUAUAAAGGAUGAAUCAAAAAAAAAAAGGGGGGCAAAAAAGGAAAAUAUAAGAAUCCAUUCGUGAACGCGUCGAAAGAGAAGCAAUCCUUUCUUAGAUAGUUAAGCUGGAAAAACAAUUCAGCAUCAUUCCAAGUAUAUGCAUUUACUUUGUAUUAUUACGAUUAUUAACGAAGUGAACAGACUUUUCCUAAGUAACUGUGUAACUGAAACUGCCAAGACGCAUCAGUGCUUUUUUUUUCUUUUUUGAUAGCACUUUAAACGGAGAGCCCAGUGAUCGGUGAAAACAGAAAAGAAAGAAAGAAAAAAACGAGCAUAUCAUCUUUUUGGUAUACUUUUUUAUAACAAACGAAGAGAAGUCGACGAUGGAACUGAAAAUUUUGUACCCUUUUUGAGAUUACUUUAACGCUAAGCCGUUUAACGUUCAAGCUGUCAAUCAAAAGUCAGAGUUUUAUGCAAGAUUUUAAAAAAAAAAAAAGGAAAAAAAUUAUUGAUUGAAUGUAAAAAAAAAUCGAUCAAGAAAAAAACAUUAAAAAUUUCGAAUUUAAAGUUUUGUAAAAGAUUUAGCCAAAGUAGAGUAUAAGUCUACUUAAUAUAUUUAAUAUUAUAUAUAUAUAUAUACAAUAAGUCGACGUUUUGGUCCAGGAAUAAUCUUGCAAUUGUAAAUUCCGAAAAAUUCAUUAUUUAUAUAAAUAUAUGUUAAAUCAUACCAAUAUCUUUUAUAGAUGCUCAAGAUAAGAUAUUAGAUACGUAUGCGGUAUAAUUUUGUUGAGUUUAUUUCGUUUUUUGUUUCUUAUACAUUUGGACGAGGACCAAACAAAAAAAAUCAAUAUGUAAUAGAUAUAAAAAUUACGAGAAAAAAUUAAUUUGUUAAUAACGAAUGUUAAUUUUAAGCAAAUCAAAUUUUGUAUAUACUAAAUUAUUAUCAAUCUCAAAGUUUCGUUUAAUUUAUGCUAUAUAAUUUAAAUUACUUUGAGAUUGAUUUAUUAUGUGUAUUUUUGUUUCUUUUUCGUUGUCCAUAAUAUUUGAAGUGGUAAUACAAACGUCGAAAAAUUAAAAAUAUUAUGUUGAUUCGCGUAAGUGUUUGAAGUAUGAUUGCGACAGUAUGGUUAACUUUCAAUUAGAAUUUAAUCGCGUGAUCGCGGACUGAUUCAAGAAUAAACGUGCGAUAUGAUGAUAAUAAUUAACGAUAAACAUACAUCUAUACAUUGAAAUAACAAUUGUGUUCUAAUUUCCGUCAGUAUUUAAUAAAUAUUGUUAUUCCGAUUGCGUAUUUCGAGACGCAAUCAUUUUUUCAUUUAAUUUUACAUUGUCAUUUGAUCGAUGCUUGAUGGGUCUGUGUCACAGCGUUACAUUUUACACUGUGAUAUUUUUAUUAUUUUUUCAUAAUAAUGAUAUGUAUAAUUGCUUCCAAAUAUUUUAAGAAACCAGUACCGUGUCGACCGAUCAGUUUGUAUUUUCAUAAUACUACAUAACGGAGUGAACGAGAUUACGAUGAUUGAAACAUUCCAAAUUCUAAAAUCAUGCAUUUUUGCUUUCAAUCUGAUCGCACGAUUGUGAAUCGAUGUAAUCUCGCUACUCCGAUUGAGGGAACUCCGUAUUAUUUCUGUAAAUUAUCGCUGUACAGUAUGGAAAGGCAUCGUCAUUCAAGUAAAGGAUUAAAAGGAAAUAGUAUAUUAAGAUUAUCCUUCUUAUUAUUAUUAUUCUUAUGAUUAUUCUCAUUAUUAUUAUUAUUGUCAUUAUUAUCCGAAGCUUGAAGACACAAUUACCUUAUUGAGUAUA